AUGUCUAUCCGGCAGAAGCCCGACGAGUCGUUGAGGAACUUCAUGACCCGCUUCAACGCGGAGAGCUUGCAGGUAAGGGAUAAAGACGAGAAAGUGGUAAUGGCCGUAUUCACGAACGGGCUCAGGGUAGAGGAGCUCUUCUACGAGUUGGCCAAGAAGCCUCCCGUAAACCUGGAGGAGCUCCUAACCCGGGCGCACGCGGCCGCUAAUGCGGAGGAGGCAGGCCGCCUGAAGAAGGAAUCAGAUCGAGAGCUCGGAGAUUGGAAGGGUCGAACAAACCCCCAAGAGGGCAAGGACGUCCCGGCCAAGAAGAACGUCUUUGAUCGACUCUCGAAGGAGAAGGCACCCGUUCCGCCACCGCUCUCGGAGAAGAGCUACAUCCCUCUGACACGGCCUAGAGCCCAGAUCUUGUCUGUUAUGGAAGCGGAAGGGCUGGGAGAUCGGCCGCCAAAGAUGGGAACACCUCGGAACAAGAGGAAUCAGGACCGGUACUGUGCCUUUCACCGCGACGUGGGGCACGACACGGAGGGAUGCUGGGCCCUAAAGAAGGAGAUCGAGAACCUGAUCCAGCGCGGCUUUCUGGGACGGUUCGUACGCCAUGACCGACCGGGCCAGGAGUUCGGGCGCCAUUACUAUGGGGACCGGCGUGAGGUACAGCGUCGCGACCGUCCUGAGCGACGCGAUGCCCCUUGGGGCCAUUCGCCCGACUAG
Molecule: messenger RNA, 711 nt
Organism: Coffea arabica (coffee)
Lineage: Eukaryota; Viridiplantae; Streptophyta; Magnoliopsida; Gentianales; Rubiaceae
Source: RefSeq, a predicted model, not a curated record